CCCUGACCCAAGGCUCUGAACAAGAAAUCCCAGCCCUGCGGUAAAUAAAGGGACAGCAGGCUCUGGUAGGCUACUCAGCUAAGCUCCGGGGACAUCCAGUCUGCAAAUGCUGCAUUGAGAAGUCUCAAAAACUCUGCAUCAUGAAUACUCUGUCUGAAGCAAAUGGCUCCUUUGCCAUCCAUCUUUUAAAAACACUGUGUCAAAACAACCCUUCGGGAAAUGUAUGUUACUCUCCAGUGAGCAUCUCCUCUGCUCUAGCUAUGGUCCUCUUGGGGGCCAAGGGAGACACUGCUGUCCAGAUAACUCAGGCACUUGGUUUCAACACAGAGGAAGACAUUCAUCAAAGCUUCCAGGGGCUUCUCAGUAACCUGAACAAGCCCAACAGAAAGCACUCACUUAGAAUGGCCAACAGACUCUUUGCAGAGAACACCUGUGAAUUAAUUCCAACCUUUAAGAAGUCCUGUCUUCAGUUUUAUCACUCGGAGAUGAAGCAGCUGUCCUUUGUCAAAACUCCAGAGGAGUCCAGGAAACACAUAAACGCGUGGGUCUCCAAACAGACUGAAGGGAAAAUUCCAGAGUUGUUGUCAGGAGGCUCCGUUGAUUCAGAGACCAGGCUGGUUGUUGUCAAUGCCUUAUAUUUCAAAGGAAGGUGGCAACAACCUUUUCCCAAAGAUUGCACAAUGGAAAUGCCCUUUAAAAUUAACAAGGAGGAGAAGCGGCCAGUGCAGAUGAUGUGUCAGGAAGACACCUUUAACCUCGCCUACGUGGAUGAAAUACAGGCACAGGUGCUGGUGCUGCCAUACGAGGGCCUGGAGCUGAGCAUGGUGGUCCUGCUCCCAGAUGAUGGUGUGGACCUCAGCAAGGUGGAAAACAAUCUCAGUUUCGAGAAGUUAACAGCCUGGACCAGACCAGACUUCAUGAAGAGCACUGAUGUUGAGGUUUUUCUUCCAAAAUUUAAACUACAAGAGGAUUAUGACAUGGAGUCCAUGUUUCAGCACUUGGGAAUGGUGGAUGUCUUCCAAGAGGGCAAGGCUGACUUAUCAGGAAUGUCUCCAGAGAGAAGCCUGUGUGUGUCCAAGUUUGUUCACAAGAGUGUUGUGGAGGUCAAUGAAGAAGGCACCGAGGCUGCAGCGGCAUCAUCUGUCAUUGAAUUUUGCUGCGCAUCUGUUGUCCCAACGUUCUGUGCAGACCACCCCUUCCUUUUCUUCAUCAGGCACAACAAAACCAAUAGUCUCCUGUUCUGUGGCAGGUUCUCAUCUCCAUAAAGACACAUUUACUAUGUGGGGAACAA
This is a messenger RNA of Phodopus roborovskii (desert hamster), 1291 nucleotides long. It is a transcript of the gene Serpinb9, whose product is annotated as serpin family B member 9. The transcript is spliced from 7 exons. Gene Ontology annotation, cellular component: cytoplasm. Bases 141 to 1265 code for a protein of 374 amino acids. Gene Ontology annotation, biological process: negative regulation of endopeptidase activity. Gene Ontology annotation, molecular function: serine-type endopeptidase inhibitor activity. The record is from RefSeq and is a predicted model, not a curated record. Lineage: Eukaryota; Metazoa; Chordata; Mammalia; Rodentia; Cricetidae.